CUGGGAAGACUGGUGCGAGUGAAGCUAGGAUGGAAGGAGGGAGGAAAUGCUGUUUCUUUUCCGUGGUAAUUUUCACGUUAUUUUUCCUUACACAUGGACAGUUUUUGCAGCGCGGUGAAGCUGCAAACUCUAAAUUUCUUCCAGUAGUUAUCAACACGUGGGGACCUCCUUUUACAAAUGCGACCGCUGAAGCUUGGCAUGUUAUAUCAAGUGGGAAAGGAAGUGCAUUGGAUGCUAUAGAAUCUGGUUGUUCAGUGUGUGAAACAGAGCAAUGUGACGGCACUGUAGGAUAUGGUGGAAGUCCUAAUGAAGAUGGAGAAACAACGCUGGAUGCAAUGAUCAUGGAUGGUGUUACCCAUGACGUUGGGGCUGUUGGCUGCCUGAAGAGGGUGAAAAGUGCUAUUUCAGUAGCACGAAGUGUUAUGGAACACACAUCUGAAACAUUCUUAGUAGGAGAUGAUGCUACCCGCUUUGCACUCCAGAUGGGAUUUUCAAAUGAAGACUUGCACACGAACCACUCAAGGCAGAUGUGGAAAGAGUGGAAAAAUAACAAUUGUCAACCAAACUUUUGGAAGGACGUGGUUCCUGAUUCGCAGAAAUCAUGUGGUCCAUACAAACCCAAACAUGGGAUGGGGAAACAGAGAACUUCAAGACGUAAAUCACAUAGAAACAUCGGCAGACAAAAUCAUGAUACUAUUGGAAUGGUUAUAGUUGAUGCUGCUGGAAACAUUGCUGCAGGAACAACUACAAAUGGAGCAAACCACAAAAUUCCUGGCCGUGUUGGAGACUCGCCUAUCGCUGGGGCAGGAGCAUAUGUUGAUAAUGACGUUGGCGGUGCUGCUGCUACUGGGGAUGGUGACGUCAUGAUGCGUUUUCUUCCGAGUUUUCAGGCAGUUGAAUUUUUGCGUCAAGGCAAGAGUCCUUCAGAAGCUGCAUCACUGGCUCUGGGAAAAAUAGCAAAAUAUUACCCAAAAUACAGUGGAGGCUUGGUAGUAGUGAACAAGGAUGGGGAGUUUGGGGCCGCUGCACAUGGCUGGACAUUCUUCAAGUACUCUGUUUGCAAUCCAGACUUGGGAAAAGUAACAGUUUUUUCCGUCAAACCUAUCAACAUUUCAGCUUUCACUUAAUGCGCCUUUGUUCUCCGUUUCCCUGUAAUUUGUUAUUUACGUCUGAGCGUGUGUUUGUUUGUGAUGCAAGAGCUUAUUUUUAUUAGAUAUAGCAAAAUACGAAACUGAUAUAAAGGGAAUUCCCUAAACCGUAGAUAGUUUUGUCUACCAGUAGUAAUCAAAGAUUAUGAGCGCGUUCGACGCCGUGGCUUUAACAUAUACCUUAAAUGAUUUCACUUAUUGACUUUCAACCUCUGUUUUUUGUUAAAAUCAACAUUUAGAUAUAUCAUAGUGUCAAAGUCCAUGCUAAUUAAGAACUACAAAUUGGUAAUACGUUGCGUAACGGCGCCAGUUUCCGUAGACUCACAAAAAUAUUUACAUUAUUUCGUGCUAAAUAUUUUCACAUAAACUGGUAAUGUUUAAGCGUAAUAGGUAAUUCGUAAAAUUAUAUAUUUUUUACGUACAUUCUUCUAAGCUGGAAGGACAAACAUGAGCAAACAUUUGCAA
Messenger RNA from Orbicella faveolata, 1613 nucleotides. RefSeq names its product N(4)-(Beta-N-acetylglucosaminyl)-L-asparaginase-like. Gene Ontology annotation, biological process: protein deglycosylation. Lineage: Eukaryota; Metazoa; Cnidaria; Anthozoa; Scleractinia; Merulinidae. Gene Ontology annotation, molecular function: N4-(beta-N-acetylglucosaminyl)-L-asparaginase activity. Gene Ontology annotation, cellular component: cytoplasm; lysosome. The record is from RefSeq and is a predicted model, not a curated record.